AUGUCCGCGACUCCCACCAGCUCGACGGACAGUGCCGAGGCGAGCAACACAUCUACUGCGCACGGGUUCCAGGCUCUAAGCCCGGCCACUUCGCUGCCCUUUACGUUCGUUAUCGUUUUUGUUGCUGUGUUUCUAUUCUUCGUCGGCUGCAGUUGCGGAAGUCGUCGUUUUGCUUGGGAGCUUCGCCAUCGCAUUGCGGUGCAAGACCAGGAUACUCCUCGCCGUGUCCGCCAGUCACGACCGGUCUUGUGGGAUGUAUGGACACAGAUGGGUAGAAAUACGAGGAAAAAUUGGGUAGGACAGAAACAAAUAGAGGAAGCCGUUUUGGAUAUAUGGUCCGCUGUGCAGCCGCUGUCCGUGACAUAUGUUCGAGAGCAUCAACGCCCUAAACACAGAAACGCAGACGCAGAUUGUGCACGACCUCCGGUAUCUGCAGCCCUUCCCGUUCCCCGGCCGCCUGCACCACUGACCUUACCUUCUGCGUUCCUGCGCGUAUUCGAGCGCAUACUGUUCCUUCCCCCGUUUAUUCCACCACGUAUACCACCACGUCGUGAUGAAACGGAAUUCCCUGAAGUGCCAAAAGCACCACCGCCUGUGCGCGCAUUGCAGGUAUCCAUUCUGAUUGCCAUGCCGAGUCCGGUACGAGGGACAAGACGAAUACCAAGGAGUAUGGAUGACCUUCCUGAGCAGAAGGAAGACAGGAUCGUCGACGAGGAGCGGAGAGGGAGGACAACAGAUGAGGUCACGAACGGGGAUGCUGCGGAUGGAGAAAAACUGGGAGAGUAUGUGAUUGGGAUGACCGAAGUUCCCUGGACGGACGAUGGAUCAUAG
Molecule: messenger RNA, 831 nt
Organism: Sparassis crispa
Lineage: Eukaryota; Fungi; Basidiomycota; Agaricomycetes; Polyporales; Sparassidaceae
Exons: 2
Coding region: 1-831 (276 amino acids)
Source: RefSeq, a predicted model, not a curated record